Molecule: messenger RNA, 2001 nt
Organism: Lampris incognitus (smalleye Pacific opah)
Lineage: Eukaryota; Metazoa; Chordata; Actinopteri; Lampriformes; Lampridae
Product: synembryn-A
Exons: 14
Coding region: 1-2001 (666 amino acids)
Biological process (GO): G protein-coupled receptor signaling pathway
Cellular component (GO): cytoplasm; plasma membrane
Molecular function (GO): guanyl-nucleotide exchange factor activity; G-protein alpha-subunit binding
Source: RefSeq, a predicted model, not a curated record
AUGGCACUGAAUGUGGAGAGGAUCAUUGAGUGCAUCAAGCAAGGGGACCAGGACAGCGUCCAGGUGCAACUGGACAGCUACAAUACCAAAUAUGCCGACUGCUUCUUCUUUAAUGUCGAGGAGAGGGAGAGAAGAAAGCAGCGAGAACUGGAGGAGUUCAGGAAGAACAAAGUCAGGGAGUUUGUUCCUGACUCUGAUUCGGAUUUUGACUCGUGCUCAGAGGACGAUGACCCCGAUCUCCUUCUCCGCCGGAGGUUGGCCACGGCACUGUUGUGCUUCAUCCAGAGCCAUCUUCAGCCGGGGGUGUUGCGGGUGUGCCUUCGCACCCUGCGUAUCCUCUCCCGUGACCGGCAGGCGCUGGGGCCCUUGAUCACUGACAGCUCCAUUCUCACCUUGGCACACCUCGGGGGCAUCAGCUCCCUGCCACUGCACCAGCACCGUGGGGUAGAGGAGGAGAAGAAGGAGAGGGAGAAAGAGGGCAACGGUUGUGUGGGCGAGUGUCACCACCAGACCCACGGGAGCGCAGUGAAUAGCUCUUUGGGGACCCAACACGGUAACGCGGGCACCUUGGGGGUCCAACACUGCUACGAUUCAAGGAGUUCAGGAGGAAACAGUGUGUUGGCCCGUGGUAAAAGGGAUGUGAGGGAAGAAAGGAGUGAAGAGGAGGAGAAAGAGGAGGACGGGGACUUGUGUAGGAAGGAAGCCAUGAAAGCUUUGUGUAAUGUCAUCUACAACAGCCAGAGGGCGCAGGAGAGGGCCGGCAAACUAAGCCUCCUCUCUGGCCUGAUAAGGAGGCUGAAGCUGGGGAAUGAGAGCAGGGUGCAGUGCAGCGGGCAGUUUUAUGAACUGCGGCUGCUGUUUCUACUGACAGCCCUGAGGCCUGAGCUCAGACGACAGCUACAGCAGGAGCAUGGUGUGUCUAUGCUGACCACGGCCCUCGAGCAGUGUCUGGCCAUGCAGUGGGCAGACAGGUAUGAGGCGCUUAGCGACCAGUGGGCACCUCGUGUUUGCAGGGAGGCAUCUCAGAGAGCCAUCGAAAUCCUCAAGACGCUCUUCAACAUCACCUACAGCUUCCACAGGCAGGAGCCAGACGAGGAGGAUGCUGCACUUUAUCGCCACCUAGCGGCCAUACUUCGCCACUGCCUACUGCUGACCUGCGAUGAGGAAAACCUCCUGGAGGAAAUCCAAGGUCACACAGUGAACGUCCUUUCGGCGCUGCCCCUGAAAUGUCUGGAUGUCCUGCUGUCUGUUCGUAUGGACGAGGGCUCGCGCGAAUGGGAAGGUGUCAACAUGGACUGUGUCCAUACGCUGCUGCUCUUCAUGGAGAAACGGUUGGACAGGGGUCAAAAGCUGAAAGAGAAACUGACCCCGGUUCUGAAUCUGCUGACUGAAAGUUGCAAAGCACACAGAGAGACACGUCACUAUCUCCGUCAGCAGAUCUUGCCCCCGCUGAGGGAUGUGACUCUCAGGCCCGAGCAGGGGGCCACACUGAGGGGGCGUCUGGUCUGUUUGAUGACCCACGUGGACACUGACAUCAAGCACUGUGCUGCAGAGCUGCUCUUUGUGCUGUGCAAAGAGAACGUGAGCCGCUUUGUCAAGUACACUGGUUACGGCAACGCUGCCGGCUUGCUGGCAGCUCGCGGGCUGCUAAGCGGUGGCCAUGGUGUGGCCACCCACACUCAGUACUCCAGCGACUCAGACUCGGACACGGAGGAGUACCGGGAAGCCAAGGGGCAGAUCAACCCGGUGACAGGCCGGGUAGAGGAGGAGCAGCCUGACCCCAUGGAGGGCAUGUCGGAAGAGGAGAAGGAGCAGGAAGCACGUCGCCUCAUCAGCAUGUUCAACAGACUGUCCCGGGAUAAGAUCAUUCAGCCAAUGGGUGUGACAGCAGAGGGGAGACUGGCUCCACUGUGUGGCCAAAUGAGGGGCAGCACCCUGGAAGAGGAGGACGAGGAGGAGGAGGAAGAGGAAGGGGAGAGUGAGGACGACAUGGAUCAGUAA